This is a messenger RNA of Halteromyces radiatus, 1175 nucleotides long. RefSeq names its product arginine N-methyltransferase 2. Gene Ontology annotation, biological process: peptidyl-arginine methylation. Gene Ontology annotation, molecular function: protein arginine N5-methyltransferase activity; protein binding. The record is from RefSeq and is a predicted model, not a curated record. Bases 20 to 1144 code for a protein of 374 amino acids. NCBI's taxonomy places the organism in Eukaryota, Fungi, Mucoromycota, Mucoromycetes, Mucorales, Cunninghamellaceae. The transcript is spliced from 3 exons. Gene Ontology annotation, cellular component: nucleus; cytoplasm.
CUUCUAUUCAUUCAUAGACAUGCAAUCGUCCGUAGAAGAACCAGCUAGCAAACGUCAAAAAGCCGAAGAAGAUCAAACCACAAACGAUCAAGAAGAUCCAUCACAGCAAGAAGAUCAGUCGACUGAAGAAGAAGUAUACACAGCGGAGGAGUUGGCUCUAGGUGAACAGUUGAUCCAAGCGGUAGUUGCUGGCGAUCUCGCACAAGUCAAGACAUUGAUAACGGACAAGGAAGCGGAUGUGUGUUUUAAUGCUACGGAACAAGGAAGGACACCUUUACACUAUGCAGCGGAAGCAGGUCAUUUGGAUAUGGUGGAAUACCUUCUCUCAGAACGACAUCCUUACAAUCUGGUGGACAAGGCCGAGGUGACAGCUGGCGAAUUGGCGCUCAAAAAUGGACAUACUGAAGUAUACGAACGAUUGGUCAAUGAAGGUGUCAGGGCGGAACUGGUGAUUCGUGCCAUGAAAAAUGCAUUCCAAGAUGAGAAGGACGAGAUUCCCAACGAAGAUUAUUUACAACAAAAAUUACACUAUGAUGAUAAUAAAUUGAUGGAUGCUAACGAUGAUGCAGUGAUGAUGGGUUGGGAAGGACCUUUGAUGGUGGAACACGCCAAAGUGAUGUGCCCUAAAGAAGGAUUAGAUGUGUUGAACGUUGGUUUUGGACUUGGUUUGAUCGAUAUGGAAUUACAAAAAUACAAACCUCGCCAUCAUUAUAUUAUUGAAGCACAUCCUGAUGUCUAUGCACAUAUGAAGAAAUUGGGUUGGGAUCAAAAACCUGGUGUUACUAUUCUGUUUGGUCGAUGGCAAGAUGUCGUCCCUACUUUGACAAUGACGUUUGAUGGUAUCUUUUUUGAUACUUACGGCGAAUUCUAUGAUGAUCUUCGAGCUUUUCAUGAUGCAGUACCAAACAUGUUGAACACGGAUGGUAUCUAUACAUGGUUCAACGGAUUAGGGGCUACUAAUCAAUUCUUCCAUGAUAUCUAUUGUCGUGUGUCAGAAGUGGAUCUCCGUGAAUUUGGCUUGGAUACUGAAUAUGUAGCUAUGGAUAUUCCUACUGCUGAUGAAAAAGGUGUGUGGGAUGGUGUACGUCAAAGAUACUGGUCCCUUGAAAAGUAUUAUUUACCUAUUUGCAAAUUCUUACAAUAAUAAUAAAAAAACUACCUUUUGUCCUGUUGUA